Messenger RNA from Pedinophyceae sp. YPF-701, 3162 nucleotides. NCBI's taxonomy places the organism in Eukaryota, Viridiplantae, Chlorophyta, Pedinophyceae. The record is from the annotation of a GenBank genome assembly.
AUGAGCGGCGCCCAGGCCGCCAACGGGGACCACGCGCCGGCCUUUCGGCGCUCCCACGACCUCCAGGCCAAACACCGGCCAGCCGGCUCGGAAGCGUCCAGCCAGAACGCGAGCUUCCCCACCAUCUCCGUCGUGCGCAACGGGGGAAACAUGUCGCCCUCGCAGCAGGAGCUCGCAAAGCGCCGCUUCGCGCGCAACGUGGACUCUGGUAGCGACGCAGGGCGCUCCUCGCUGCGCUCCCGCAAACUGCGGCCAGGCUCCGUCACGGGCGACGACGAGUCCGUCUUGCAGCACGCAGCCCGGGCGAGAAGCGUCCGGUCUGAAACGGGGAGCCUCUUCUUCGUGGACCAGGACCACGUCGCGGCCCAGGCGCCCGCGGUGGAGGGCGCGGCGUUCGUGAUCGACGACGCGUACUCGGAGAUGAUCAACGCCUGGUGGCCGUGGCGGUUGUUUCCGCGCCGCGCCGUCACGGGCGCGCUCCGGCUCGCGCAGACGCGCAGCUGGAUGGUCACGCUCGCCGUCGUCGCGGCCGUCAACGUGUUCGGAGGCGAGCUCGCGCUGUGGGCGUUCGGCUCCGUGCGCGCGUACCAGGCCAUCACCGCGACGUGCACGGCGCUGCACGUGAUCGACAUGGUGUGCAGCUCCUCCACGCCCGUCAACAUCUUCCGCACGCGCUCCACGUACCUCCGGAAGACGUCCAUCCUGGCGACCGUCGCGUUCGUGGGCUGCCUGGCCUCGGUUGGCGUCGCCGUGCUCAGCGCGUGGGGCUGGGCGGGCCUCGAGUACGCCGGCUCGGGGAGGGGCUUCCUGACGGUCGCGACGCACGCGAGCGCCGCGGUGAACGUCGCGCACCGCUUGUCCCUGCUCAAGGCCAUGUCGGCGGUGUCCAUCUUCACGCGGCACCGCAUGGCGCGCAUGGCCGCCGAGCUCCACGUCAGCCGCGCGGGCAACGGCUCGCCGUACCCCGCGGGCGACCAGGCCGCGUCCGACGACUCGGCCCCCCCGCCCCCCGCGGUCCAGAUCCCCACCAAGAUCCAGGAGAUCGUCAAGUUCCGCGUGUGCCUCCUGCUCAUGGCCGCGCUGCUCUUCCUCACGCCCAUGCCCGCGCUCGUCCCGCACGCAGCGGCCUCGCUGCCCGGCGCGCUCGCCGCGGCGGUCCGCGGCGCCCGGGGCGACGUGGCGGCGCACCUGACGCUGGCGGCGGAGGUGCUCGCGCCCACGCUGCCCGUGCGGGUGCCGGAGGUCGCGGUGGGGGUCGGCGACCGGCAGUGGGUCCUGCGGGCCGGGGGCGGCGUCGAGGAGAGCCCCGCGGGGUCGUGGGCGGCGCUGCGCGCCCAGGAUGGGGACAUCGUGGUGGUGGACGGGGACGGCGGCGUGCAGACGCGGAUGGAGUUCGGGGCGUACUGGGGGACGUACGCGCUGCAGCUGGGGCUGGCCAAGGCGCUGUGCCUGGGCGCGCUGCUGGUCGUGGUGGUGGGCACGAGCAACGCGCUCGAGGCCAACUUCAUGCGGCCGUUCGUGUCGCUCUUCGGGGCGCUCUUCGGCGCGCUCAGCGCCCUCGGGCAGGAGAACGAGCUCCUGCAGGAGCUGGACGCGAACAACGUGUUGAGUUUGGAAGGGGUGGACAAGACGCUGUCGUUCGAGGACGCGAUCGAGCAGGUCGUGCGCAUGUCGAUGGUGGUCCUGGGCUCGAAGAUGCUCUCGGACAACCGCGGCGCCGCCAAGCGGUACAAGGACCUGGAGUCGGUCGACAAGCUCACGGCCGACUGGAUCGCCACGCAGUACAUGGCCGACGGGCUCGACGACGUCUCGGCGCCCAGCAUGGACGACGACGCCAUCGAGCCGCGGCGGUCCUUCGCGCCCUCGCUCCAGGACCACUCUGGCGCGGGCGCGAGGUGCGUGUCGACUCAGGACGCGACGGUCGCGCACGACGAGGUCGAGGUCGUGUCGUGGUCGGAGCUCGGGUACCCCUCCCCGCUCAAGAUAGAGUGGGCCGCGCACAUCCUCACCAUCCCGGAGGAGAACCUCCUCAUCCAGUCCGCGCUGGAGAUGAUGGACACCACAGGCGCGUUCGACGGGCAGAUCUCCCGCCGCAAGACGGCGCUGCUGCUGUCCAAGCUGCGCGGGGAGUACAUCGACAACCCGUACCACAACUUCCGGCACGCGAUCGACGUGAUGCACACGUGCCACCACCUCCUCCUCCUGAUGAACCCGCGCCUGCGGCCGUGCCCGCUCGAGCAGUACGCGGUGCUCCUGGCCGCCAUCGCCCACGACGUGGGCCACCCGGGCGUCAACAACGCGUUCCUCGUCGAGACGAAGAACCCCAUCGCGCUGCGGUACAACGACAAGGCCGUGCUGGAGAACCUGCACGCCGCCACGCUGUUCGAGCUGGCCGCGGACUCCGACUCGGACAUCCUCGCGGGGCUGUCGCAGAAGGACUACCGGCGCAUCCGGGCGCUCCUCGUCGAGUCGAUCCUCCUCACGGACAUGACGCAGCACUUCCAGAUCAUCUCGGACCUCGACCAGAUGGCCACGACCAAGGCCGAGGAGAUCGCCGCCAUGACGCACGCGCUCUCCAAGGGCGCGGCCUGCGCGACGGACGCCGGGCGCCGCGCCGUGCAGGCGGGCGCGUCCAUGGACGAGAAGGACCGCAAGUACGUGCAGAACAUCGUGCUGCACGCCGCCGACAUCGGGUCGAUGCUCAAGCCCGGGACGCUCCCCUGGUCGGACUGCGUCCUCGUCGAGUUCUUCGCCCAGGGCGAGCGCGAGGCGAGCAUGGGCAUGCCGGUGUCCCCCAUGAUGGACCCCGCGCUGGUGGACCCCGCGGACAGCCAGCUCAAGUUCCUGGAGUUCAUCGUGUUCCCUCUCAUGGAGGCCAUCGUGCGCAUCUUCCCCGAGGUGCACGCGCUCCUGCCGCAGCUCCAGGUGUCGUACCAGGCGUGGUACGACCGGUACAUCGAGUCGGUGGCGAAGAAGGAGGCGUCGAUGCGCGCGAACGGCGCGGCGGGGCAGGCCGUGGCGGACCAGCAGCAGAAGAUCAAGGACGUGCAGAUCCGGGCGAGCAACUUCAACUCGCGCGCCGCGGCCUCGCAGACGCAGGCCAAGGAGCACCUUGCCAAGCACGGGUUCAAGGUCGCGCGGCCGAGCGUCCUGCGGGAAUGA